This is a messenger RNA of Bactrocera neohumeralis, 1015 nucleotides long. Its product is annotated as C-type lectin 37Db-like. The transcript has 3 exons. NCBI's taxonomy places the organism in Eukaryota, Metazoa, Arthropoda, Insecta, Diptera, Tephritidae. Gene Ontology annotation, biological process: biological process involved in interspecies interaction between organisms. The record is from RefSeq and is a predicted model, not a curated record. The coding region runs from base 54 to 674 and encodes 206 amino acids. Gene Ontology annotation, cellular component: external side of plasma membrane. Gene Ontology annotation, molecular function: carbohydrate binding.
UCCACCACCAACUGGACGCGCAGACGUUUGAGCUUAAAAAAUAUACUUGAAUUAUGGGAGCCGUGCGAUAUAUUCCGUUUAUUUUACUUUUUAUUAAUGCUUUAUUAUUUACUGCAGGCAACACAUCAGUUCAAGAAGGUGGAGAUGUGGAUUUACACCCCUUCAUUAAAGUUGGUAGCAAGUAUUAUUUAGUGGCUCAGGACUUAAAGCUGGAUUGGUUCGGAGCUGCUCAUUUUUGUCGUUCUUACGACAGUGAUUUGCUAACGAUUGAAUCGCUGGCUGAAAAGAAUGCUUUAUUUGUGCACCUGUCGCCGCUGUUCAAAAUUGGUCAAAUGCGUGUUUGGACCAGUAGCAACGAUUUGUCGGUGGAAGGCACCUUCAUGUCGCUGAAUAGUGGACGUCCAAUGCUUUAUGCAUUCUGGGGACAGAACGAACCGAACAAUGCGGGAAAUGGGGAAGAUUGUGUAGAAGUCGUGCUACGCAAUGAUCUUUAUAUGAUGAACGAUAAUAAUUGUUCAACACAAAUGCAAAUUAUUUGCGAAAAGCGUUCACCAUUAAAUGCUCGUAAUUCCGCCACAAAAUCAAACUGUGAGAAUGUAACUGAGAAUUGUGGUUUAAAAAAACUCGUGGAAGUAUUUCUACAAUCUGCAAAUGUCUUAAACUGCAGAGCAUAAUAAUAUGUAAAUAAACAGCUUUGUAUUUUAUUUCGAAGAUAUAGUGAGCUUGUUUUGUGUCCUGAUGUGAUUUUGAUUGUUAAAAUAAAGAGUUAUAAUAGUAUAAUUCCGAAAAUCUGUUGACCUGUAUGAAAAGAGAUGAGCUCGUUGUGAUAGAAAACAAAAUAUAUUCCGCUCUUUGAGUAAGGCUGUAUGGAAUUUUCAUAGAUUUUUGAUUACAUACCAUCUAUGAAAGUUCUAUAAAGCCUUACUUAAAAAACCGAAUAUCUCGAGAAGUAUUAAUGAUAGCGAUUAUAUAUACCUUUUUUGUAGCAAAUAAAAUUUCCUACAAUUUUGUCAUG